Messenger RNA from Bufo bufo (common toad), 1400 nucleotides. It is a transcript of the gene COQ2, whose product is annotated as coenzyme Q2, polyprenyltransferase. The record is from RefSeq and is a predicted model, not a curated record. Gene Ontology annotation, cellular component: mitochondrial inner membrane. Gene Ontology annotation, biological process: ubiquinone biosynthetic process. The coding region runs from base 161 to 1381 and encodes 406 amino acids. The transcript is spliced from 9 exons. Lineage: Eukaryota; Metazoa; Chordata; Amphibia; Anura; Bufonidae.
CACCAUGGGACCGGGUCGGCUGUCUCCAGUGUGAUUAUGUUUGCUACAGACCCAGUACAUUACACCCGUAAUGUACAAACUAUACAUCCCAGCGUGCCUCUGUGGACACCGUGACGUCAUCACUACGGGACCGGGUCGGCUGUCAUUCUCGGGAUAACUGAUGGCCUUGACUCUGAAGAUGCUCCGAUCAUGCCUGCCUGCCAGCGAAGCCCUAUACAGAGCAUGUACCCAUAAUAUGUCCUCUUCUAUGACGCGUUUCCAUAAAAAUGACUACAAUGAGAAGACAUUUCUGGGAUCAAAAUGGCACUACACCAACCAUGCACCCAGCCUACUUUCCAAAUGUGUGUGCCCCAUUGUGUGUCAAAGUGCCCAUCUAAGAACCUCACCUAAUAUGGGGACAAGGCCUAGGUUUUCUGCAGCUGGAGUGGUAGAAGCUAUGCCAAAGAAUGUUCAGCCUUAUCUAAGGCUCAUGAGGCUGGAUAAACCUAUAGGAACGUGGUUGUUAUAUCUGCCAUGCACUUGGAGUAUUGCCCUUGCAGCACAGCCAGGAGGCCUUCCAGACUUUUAUAUGCUCGCUCUAUUUGGCACUGGUGCGGUACUAAUGCGCGGUGCUGGAUGUACUAUUAAUGAUAUGUGGGAUCAAGACAUUGAUAAAAAGGUGACAAGAACAGCUAAUCGCCCACUUGCUGCGGGAGACAUCACCCAGUUUCAGUCUUUGGUUUUCCUGGGAGGACAGCUUAGUUUGGCACUGGGCGUGCUUCUGUGCCUUAAUAAUUACAGAUACAGCACCACUUUGUCCAUGGGCUGUGUCUGUAUUGCUUUAGGAGCUGCUUCUUUGUCGCUGGUACUCACCUAUCCAUUAAUGAAGAGGAUAACUUACUGGCCCCAACUCGUUUUAGGACUAACAUUUAACUGGGGAGCCUUAUUGGGCUGGUCUGCUAUUAAAGGAUCCUGUGAUUGGUCAGUUUGCCUUCCUUUGUAUGCCUCUGGAGUUAUGUGGACGCUAAUAUAUGAUACCAUCUAUGCUCAUCAGGACAAAGCCGAUGAUACGCUGGUAGGAGUGAAGUCAACAGCACUGCGCUUUAAUGAGAAGACAAAGCCUUGGCUUAGUGGCUUCAGUGUAGCCAUGCUUGCAGGACUGACGGCUACGGGACUAAGCUGUGACCAGACUGUGCCUUACUAUGCUGCUGUUGCACUCAUCGGAGGUCACCUUGUCUAUCAGAUCUAUACCUUGGAUAUCAACAAUGCAGAAGAUUGCUGGAAGAAGUUUACAGCAAAUCGCACAGUCGGAUUUUUACUUUUCCUAGGGAUUGUGCUGGGCAAUUUGUGGAAAUCUCAUCAAACAAACAAAGUCAAGGACUUUUCAUGCCACAACUCAUAAAAAAUCCUAAGGGUGUCAG